Lontra canadensis (Northern American river otter) is the source of this 1063-nucleotide messenger RNA. RefSeq names its product TOR signaling pathway regulator (gene TIPRL). Gene Ontology annotation, biological process: TOR signaling. Gene Ontology annotation, cellular component: cytosol. The record is from RefSeq and is a predicted model, not a curated record. The coding region runs from base 115 to 933 and encodes 272 amino acids. Lineage: Eukaryota; Metazoa; Chordata; Mammalia; Carnivora; Mustelidae. The transcript is spliced from 7 exons.
GCUCGGAAGCCGAGGGGGCUGGGCCGGACGCAGGCGGAGGACCCGGGGUCGGCCGCCGCCGCUGCCGCCCUGUCCCAGCGCGCUCCGUGAGGUCCGCGCGGCGCCGCGUCGGCCAUGAUGAUCCACGGCUUCCAGAGCAGCCACCAGGACUUCUCCUUCGGGCCCUGGAAGCUGACGGCCGCCAAGACGCACAUCAUGAAGUCGGCGGACGUGGAGCGGUUAGCCGAUGAAUUGCACAUGCCGUCUCUCCCUGAAAUGAUGUUUGGAGACAACGUCCUGAGAAUCCAGCACGGCUCUGGCUUCGGGAUUGAGUUCAAUGCUACCGAUGCAUUACGAUGUGUAAACAACUAUCAAGGAAUGCUUAAAGUAGCCUGUGCUGAAGAGUGGCAGGAGAGCCGGACGGAGGGUGAGCACUCCCAAGACAUUCUUAAACCGUACGAUUGGACCUACACCACAGACUACAAGGGAACGCUGCUUGGAGAGUCACUUAAGUUAAAGGUUGUACCUACAACAGAUCAUAUAGAUACAGAGAAACUGAAAGCCAGAGAACAGAUUAAAUUUUUUGAAGAAGUUCUCCUAUUUGAGGAUGAACUUCAUGAUCAUGGAGUUUCAAGCCUGAGUGUGAAAAUUAGAGUGAUGCCUUCUAGCUUUUUCCUGCUGUUGCGAUUUUUCUUGAGAAUUGAUGGGGUGCUUAUCAGAAUGAAUGACACAAGACUUUACCAUGAGGCGGAUAAGACCUACAUGUUACGAGAAUAUACAUCACGAGAGAGCAAAAUUGCUAAUUUAAUGCACGUUUCACCUUCCCUCUUCACGGAACCUAAUGAAAUAUCACAGUAUUUACCGAUCAAGGAGGCAGUUUGCGAGAAGCUUCUAUUUCCAGAAAGAAUGGAUCCUAACCCUGCAGACUCACAAGAAAGUGCACCUGCGGAAUAGAAUGUGAUACAACAUACACUCAUCGUGGAAUCUGACUGGGGACCUUAGCUAUUUGGAGGGGGUAUUUUUAUUCUGAGAAUUACUUGCCUUGUUUAUGUGCAGAUUUUCUGUAGCCUUAAAGGAAAAAAAA